Aspergillus nomiae NRRL 13137 is the source of this 1854-nucleotide messenger RNA. RefSeq lists its product as uncharacterized. The annotation marks the transcript as partial. Gene Ontology annotation, molecular function: protein binding. The transcript is spliced from 5 exons. The record is from RefSeq and is a predicted model, not a curated record. NCBI's taxonomy places the organism in Eukaryota, Fungi, Ascomycota, Eurotiomycetes, Eurotiales, Aspergillaceae.
UGUGGUGGCUCUGACUGUGAAAGCAUCAUUUUUGUUCACGGAUUAAACGUAAAAGGAGAGGCUAGCUAUGCCCGGAAUGCAUGGACAGCAGACGUAAACCGAGAAAGAAUAUUUUGGCCAGGCGACCUCUUACCAUCCUCUGUACCGAAUGUCCGCGUCUUGCUAUUUGCGUAUAAUUCCAGCAUUACGUGGAAUUCGGCAAUUGCUGGUGUCAAAGAUCAUGCAACUACGCUCAUGAAUUUGUUGAUUUUGAAGCGAAAGGAAUCACCAGAACGACCGCUUAUAUUCAUCUGCCACAGCCUCGGUGGCCUUGUGGUGAAGCAGGCCCUUCUACUAGACGACCCCAAAUUUCGAGAAGCCAUUAAAUCCACUCGCGGUCUUGUCUUCUUUGCUACACCCCACCGUGGAGCGACAGGUGACGCAGUUGGGGUCGGCUUCAUUUGCGCGGAUAUAGUUAGGGCUAUUCAACGAGAGGGGAGAAAUUCCCUGCCUGAGUUACUUCAAAGAGACAGCGCUUUGGCAGAUACACUCUCUCGUCUUUUUGAAGCGAAGCUUAACCAAUUUAAUAUCAUAUCAGUUUAUGAAACUAGGUCAAUGAAGCCAUACGGUAUAAUUGUUGGCAAAACGAGCGCUGUACUGGAUCUUCCCCAACGCGAGACAGAAAUUGACAUCGAUCGCGAUCAUUCAACAAUUUGCAAGUUUCCAGGUCCAGAGAACCCAGGCUACAAGCAGUUCAUCGGACACCUGGAGCUCAUGAUGGAUAAUAUAAUGGACACAGAGGAGGAAACAAGGAAGAACGAAAUGCUUCAGAGCCUAAGCAAUUCUCCUCCCCUGGAGGAAGCCCAAUUUUUGCGACGAGCAGAGCAACUCGCCUUUUGGUACGCAGGCCAUAAAAAGUACGAAAUAUCCGAGGAGUUGAAUAAUCGAAUACUACAACUAUGUGAUAAUAACUCUAACUUGGGCCCAAACAACCCAGCUGCGAUUGAUGCGGCCUACAACAGGGCAUUCGCUUUACAACGUUUGGGCCGAUACUCAGAAUCAGAGCAAUUGUACGAACGCGCCAUAACUGGUUGGAAAGCUCUCACCGGCAGGGAAAAUGAUCACGCCGUUCUCGACGCGCGCAGACAGCAAGCGGUGAACCUUUACGAGAGUGGUAGACAUGAUAUGGCUGAACGCGAGCUCAGAGAUAUAUUAGAAAUAAGCAAAAGGAGCGGCAAUAUGCAUGCAAUUCUAGAAUGUCAAGCUAGUUUAGGUGAUCUGUUCCGAGAUCUCAAAAGAUGGAAUGACUCACAAUCGUUCUUGGAGCCUACAUUCGAGAAAAUGAAGAUAGAGUUGGGGCCAAUGAACGAAAGGACGCUCUAUAUCCAAGGCCAACUUGCGUUCGUCCUCCAAAGUCUAGGGGCCAAUGACGAAUCGGAGAUCUUGUAUAGGGACCUGUUGGAAAAGCGAAAGGAGAAGAACGGCGAUGUGAGCCUUGACACGUUGGCCACAAUGAGGGAUCUUGCCCAUGUACUCCAAAAGAAAGGGAACCUAGCCGAUGCUGAAGCGCUCUGCUGUGAUGCAUUGAGCGGGUUUAAGAGACGGCUCCCGGCCGGACACGACGAAAUCGAAUGGACAGAUAAUAGCCUCACAUAUAUACGCAACCAACUGGACAGACAUAACCUACUGACCAACGACCUCAACACUCUUUUCGUCUACCAGAAAUUUCCCGUGAGCCCUGCAUUGUCGGCUCCCUAUAUUACGUUCUUUUACAUGAACUUGGGCACGUACUGGGCCUACCACAUGAGUUCCCACCCAAGAAAGAAGAGUGUGAUCCGUCUGCCCAUAUUGGCUCUCGGAAUCCACUUUCCGUGA